AUGACUUUGAGAAAGCUGGUCCUGGAAGACGUCGACACCAAAUCAGUGAGCAUCAAUUGGGCCAAUCUGCUCGGAUUCACCGCGACUCACGUUAAUCUGGAUCGUGUUCAGAUUCGAGGUUUGAAGUUCAAAGGUGACGUAGACAACGAGCUGGACCUCAGUGCAGGCGACGAGCACGCAGUUGACCGUUCACCCGCUCACUGGAUGGAAAAUUUGAGAACUGUGAAAACGACAAUCAAUGCUGUAAUCCAGCCGCGAGGACCGGGUGCUGCGAUCGUCUCCCACGUAGCCUUGAGCUUGUGGUGA
Aureobasidium subglaciale EXF-2481 is the source of this 306-nucleotide messenger RNA. RefSeq lists its product as uncharacterized. The coding region runs from base 1 to 306 and encodes 101 amino acids. NCBI's taxonomy places the organism in Eukaryota, Fungi, Ascomycota, Dothideomycetes, Dothideales, Saccotheciaceae. The record is from RefSeq and is a predicted model, not a curated record. The transcript has a single exon.